Molecule: messenger RNA, 1452 nt
Organism: Vanrija pseudolonga
Lineage: Eukaryota; Fungi; Basidiomycota; Tremellomycetes; Trichosporonales; Trichosporonaceae
Exons: 5
Coding region: 1-1452 (483 amino acids)
Source: RefSeq, a predicted model, not a curated record
AUGGUGACGAAACUACUCCUCCUCGCCCUCCUCGCCGUGGCCGCGGCUCAGACCGACUCCUCCGGCCCCGUCGUCGACAAUACCUACGGCGGCUGUAAGGACAAGUGCGAAGCGUUUAUCAAGUCGAUCGCCAACGCCUGUGACGGCAAGCCCAACGAUCAAUGCGUCCUGUGGUGUAACACCCUGGGACACGCCCACGAGAACCUGAUUCAGCUCGACGAGUGCAACAAGUGCGUCCAGGACGACAAUACCAUCACCGCAGACAGCAAGAGCAUUGUCAAUGAGUACGCGGCGAGAUUGAAGCGAGUCUGCAGCUUGGAGGAAUGCUCUGCUUCGUGCACGUACUCCCAGGCUGUCGUCGACGUGAAAGCUGCGUGCAGCUUGGACAACCCCGAGCUUUGCCAUUCCUACUGCGCCCGCCGCGGUGAGUUGGACACCUGCCGUACCUGUCUCGGCAGCAGCAAGGCUGCAGGAGCCCGAGACCUGUCGUUUGAACUGCAAAUCACCGAUAUGGCAGCCGACUUCUGGUGUACACCCUGUGGAGCCGACUGCAUAGACUUCAGGAAGAAAGCCUCGGCCUGCAGGAACAAGGACAAUUCAGACCGAUGUGCGAAGGACGGGUGCUCUGCCGAGAACAACGCCUUGUACGAAAAGUGCGCCAAAUGUACCAAGUCCCAGACACAGUUUGCGGGCCUCACGACUGUACAGAGGGCCAGCACCGAGGCUCAGGUCGCGUACUAUGGCGAGAGCUGCAAGCUCACGACCACGGGACCCCAAAAGCCCUCCCAGUGCGACGAGGUGUGCAAGGAUUCCCUGGCCAAGUUUAGGGAGUCGUGCAACGGCGGCAACAAGGGCAACUGCGAGUCGAUGUGUAGUCCGGAGAACGAGGCGGCCCAGGACCGCUGCAACGCCUGCGUGCAGGAUGCGUCGAGCGGCGUCGGGGAGAACGACAGGAAGAUUCUCCAGACGGCCACGGUCGCCCUGGGCAACUGGUGCGGUGGCGGCAAAGAACAGGGGGGUGAGAUAGGCAAGGUGCCCAGCCUGCCUGAGACUGUGGUUGGUUCCACUACGACCCCUCCUGGCGGUACAGACCCUCCUGUCGGUUCGAACCCUCCCGGCGGUUCCAACCCGCCCGGUGGUUCAAGCCCUCCCGGCGGCUCGAACCCUCCUGGUGGUUCGAGUCCUCCAAGUGGAAGUGGAGGAGGCUCGGGAUCCAAGGGAGGCGGCGGCGGUGGGUCUGGAGGUGGUGGCGGCGGCUCCGGAGGCAACGCAGGCUCCGGAGGCAGUACUUCCCCCAUUCCGUCCAAAGUGUCAUCGUCGGCCAACUCGUCUUCGACUGCGAGGUCCUCGGCUACCGCUGGUGCUGCCAAAAGCAGUGCGAUGUCGAUGUGGGUCCCGUCUUCCGGCGCUGCGGGAGCCUUUGCUAUGGCUCUCCUCGCAGUUCUUGCGUGA